Messenger RNA from Fimicolochytrium jonesii, 1134 nucleotides. RefSeq lists its product as uncharacterized. The record is from RefSeq and is a predicted model, not a curated record. Lineage: Eukaryota; Fungi; Chytridiomycota; Chytridiomycetes; Spizellomycetales; Powellomycetaceae. The coding region runs from base 1 to 1134 and encodes 377 amino acids. Gene Ontology annotation, biological process: mRNA processing. The transcript has a single exon. Gene Ontology annotation, cellular component: mitochondrion.
AUGCUAUCAACCCGCUGCACAUCCCGCGUCCCAUCAGCAGCCUCCCGCCGCUCCCUCCGCCUCCGCCAUUCCCAAAUACGGCCCAUCACAGACGGCCGAAACGGGAUCCGCGCCGCCGCCCCACAACCCUCAACCACCCUCCAACUUCAAAAGGGCAACACACCCCCUGCACCUCACCCCAACGACCGGUUGUUUGCCCAUGCGGCGUUUUUUGCAGAACAUAGACCUUUGAAUUUGAAGAGUUAUGGUGCCAAGGCGGUCGUGCAGAUUGAGACUGCCAGGAGGGGUGAGACGGCGGCGCCAACCACGAUGGGGCCGACGGGGAAUAUGUUUGCUGAAGGCCCACAUCUUCGACACCUGAUCGAACGAAUUGGCGAGAAGCGGGUAUUAGCACUCUACAACGACGAAUACUGCAAAAUCUUCGGCACCGUCCCCUACUCCACCCCCCUGCGCACAUUCGGCGCCCCGCAUUACCCCACGGGCCCACAAGCCAUCGUCUCUCAAGCUCAGCUUCGCAUGAAACGGCCUAAACACCCGCUCGACACCGUGUCUGAAUAUAUCGCGAGUAAACGCAUCGCGCAACCUCUCCCUUCCUCUCUCUCCCCACCGCCCUCCUCCGUUACGAAUCCGAUAACGCUUGCGAAACAAGCUGUAGUGGACCGCGACUUCACGAACCCGAGGACGCUGGAACCCGUCGAUGAGGACACGGCAGAGGUCCUUGCGUGCAUGCUAGUGGACUCCAAAGCGCAGUUGGGCCUGACCGAGCAGCAGAUGCUUGAUACCUUCGGCCCAGAAAACAAUAUCGACGACUCCGACCCCGUUGCCGCCGCUCUCGACGCCUUCCAAAUGGGUCCGCGUGUCUCCAACCCCACCGCCGCUUCCCUCAUCCGUGGUCGCAGUGGGAGACAUGGCCGGAUCUACAAAUUCGCUGCGAAACGCACCACAGCCAUUGGCGACGCACCUGCAUCCACCACCGAAGACAAGACAAUGCACGCGAUCAGCAUCCUCAAACGACGCCGAAAGGCGAUGAACAAGCACAAAUUGCAGAAAAGACGGAAGGCGGUGCGGAACUCGACAAAGUACAAUAAGGAACGGAGGAAGAAGGGUGGGGCGCAGAGGGAGAAGCAGGAGUAG